Macrosiphum euphorbiae (potato aphid) is the source of this 1614-nucleotide messenger RNA. Lineage: Eukaryota; Metazoa; Arthropoda; Insecta; Hemiptera; Aphididae. The record is from the annotation of a GenBank genome assembly.
AUGGCUGAUUCUGUAGUGGAUAAAAAAUCAAAUUCUACUGAAGAUGAUCAAUUGCCGUGUUCAACAAGCUCAUUAAGUCAUGUUAAUAAUAUAGAACAUAUGGAAGGUGUGGAUCAUGAGUCUCCUGUACAACAGAAUAUGGAAAGUGUGGAACAUGAGUCUCCAGUACAACAGAUAGAACAUAUGGAAGGUGUGGAUCAUGAGUCUCCAGUACAACAGAAUAAGGAGAGUGUGGAACACGAGUUUCCAGUACAACAGAUAGAACAUAUGGAAGGUGUGGAUCAUGAGUCUCCUGUACAACAGAAUAUGGAAAGUGUGCAACAUGAGUCUCCAGUACAACAGAAUAAGGAGAGUGUGGAACACGAGUCUCCAGUACAACAGAAUAUGGAAAGUGUGGAACAAGAGACUCCUGUACAUCAGAAUAUGGAAAGUGUGGAACAAGAGAUUCCUGUACAUCAGAAUAUGGAAAGUGUGGAACAUGAAUCUUCUACUCCUAGUGAUGAAAAAAAAAAAGAUUUUGAAAUUGGUGAUAUUGUUUGGGCUAAACUUGGAAGUUAUCCAUUUUGGCCCAGCAUGGUCUGUUACGAUCCGGAAACCAAUGUGUACAUUAAAGGAUCACUUGAGAAUAAAAAACAAUUUUCAUUACACGUACGAUUUUGUAAUGAUCAUGGCAGAAGAAGUUGGGCCAAAACCAUAGAAGUGUAUUCUGGAAAAGAAGAGUUUCUUUCAAAAUAUCCCAAUGGUUUAGCGUUCCUAAAAAAUAGUAAGAAGCAAAUGGAAGCGUGGGAUGGAGCAGUGAAAGAAGCUGAUACUUGGUUGAGAGUAAAUAAUAGAGAUGAUAGAAUGUUCAGAUUUUCAAUGAUAAAUGGUUUGACUCAUUCGAAAAUAAGUGGUUUGGGUCCCAAACCUACAAAUACUUUCAAAAUUCCAAAUACUUUCAAAACUCCAAAGACUUUAAAAACUCCAAAGACUUUAAAAACUCCAAAGGCUCCCACUCCAUCUACAUCUACUGGUAAAUCUUAUACAGUUCAAGAAUUUUUAGAUUUGCAAAAGGCUCUUAAAAUAUCAUCUCGACCGAGUACUAGUGGUUCUCAAGGGAUAACAUGUGUGGCUAGUACUAGUGGUUCUAACAUAAAUGCAUGCUAUGCCCAGUUAAAAGAAGCAAAAAAAAAAACUUUGGAAAACCCUAAGUUAGAAGAUGGGGCCAUAAUUUUAUCACUACCAAAACAACUAGACCCAUCUAUACCUGAAAUAUUUAAACCAAAACCUGCCAAAAGAAAACGUGUUGAUGCAAAACAAAAAGCGUUAAGGGAAGAAUUAAAGAAAAAAAAGGCCAAGAGAGCAUUGCAAGUUAAAAAAUAUGGUUUCUCUUAUUCAUCAUCCGAAUAUGAAAGUACUGAUGAUGAAGCUGAACCAUUAGUACCUUUUAAUCCAAAUCGGAAGGUGUUGGAAUCAAUUAAAUAUGCAGUACUGAACUUAGAAUCUGAAGGAAUGCUAAGAGAAAGGCAAAAAAGAGUUUUGAUUAAAGCUAUAAGGCUUGCUGAAAGAAGAAAAUCUAAGAAAAAUAAAGAGGAAGAGGAAGAGGAAGAACAAGAACAAGAACAAGAACAAUAA